CUGCUUUUUAAAACCUGAAAAUUGGCAUCCACUCCUUUUCAGCUUAUCUCCCUCCGACCUCGAAACGUGCACUCUCUUAUGCAUUAAUAUUGUCAGUGUCUGUCCUGUUAAGAAUCUAAAACCUGCAUCUGCUCCUUUCUUUUGAGAUACUCUUGCAUAUUCUCCUGUUUUUUCCUCAUAUUUUAUUUUGUUUCCCUUUUUGGUUAUUAUAAUAUUACUAUUUUUCUUUGCUUUUUCCUCUUCUAACGUCUUACCACCUUUCUUAAUUAAAUUUUAAUCAAUUUCUUUCACGGUCUUGGCUAUUCUGUUGGCAUCAAGAACCAAAAGAUUUGGGAGUGGAAAAAAGUUUUCUUAGGAAGAAAUAGAAGAAAAAAAAUGAGGUCGAAGUGCAUGGUGAUGAUGCCGCUUACGUUACUACACUUUGCAUCGGUUUUGGUGCUUGUUUUGGGAGAGAGAAUGAUUAUGAAGGUGGAAAAUACGCAGAAAUAUGGAGGCAGUUUCCUUAGCAAAGCUAUGAACUUCUUAUGGCAAUCGGGGGAAUCAGGUUAUCAACACGUUUGGCCAGAGAUAGAAUUUGGGUGGCAAAUUAUUUUAGGUACUAUAAUAGGAUUUUUUGGAGCAGCAUUUGGAAGUGUAGGAGGUGUUGGUGGUGGCGGCAUAUUCGUUCCUAUGCUUAGCCUUGUUAUUGGCUUUGAUUCAAAAUCCUCCACAGCUAUGUCCAAAUGUAUGAUCAUGGGUGCAGCUUUGUCAACUGUUUACUAUAAUCUUAAUCUAAGGCACCCAACACUGGAUUUGCCCGUCAUCGACUAUGAUUUGGCACUGCUCAUUCAACCAAUGCUUAUGCUUGGCAUUAGCAUAGGAGUGGUCUUCAAUGUGGUAGUUGCUGAUUGGAUGGUUACCAUGCUCCUUCUAAUUCUCUUUUUAGGAACAUCUGCAAAGGCAUUCUCUAAGGGUGUUGAAACAUGGAAAAAGGAAACCAUAGAGAAACAGGAAAAUGCUAGGAAAGAAGACUCAAAUGGUUUUGGGAGUGAAGUAGAAUACAGACCAAUUCCUAAUGAAGCAGACAAUGACAGUGCGAAAGAAACGAAAAGAGGAGAGGUCAAUAUACUUGAAAAUGUGUACUGGAAGGAGUUUGGACUUCUCCUUUUUGUUUGGCUCGCAUUCCUUGGAAUCCAGAUUGCCAUGAACCAAACAACCAAAUGUUCUACAAUAUAUUGGGUAUUGAACUUCUUGCAGAUUCCAGUUUCAGUUGGGGUAGCUGGAUAUGAAGCAGUUUCCUUGUAUAAAGGAAGGAGAGCAAUUGCUUCGGUGGGAGAUCAGGGCAAAAGUUUUACUAUUCCGCAGCUAGCUCUAUACUCUUUCUUUGGAAUAUCGGCUGGAAUUGUUGGUGGCUUGCUGGGAAUAGGUGGAGGAUUCGUUAUGGGGCCUCUCUUUUUGGAGCUCGGAGUCCCACCUCAGGUUGCAAGUGCCACAGCCACCUUCGCCAUGGUCUUUUCAUCAUCUAUGUCCGUUGUAGAAUACUACCUGCUGAAACGUUUUCCAGUUCCUUAUGCCAUGUACUUUAUUGUAGUAGCUGCUAUUUCAGCCAUUGUAGGGCAGCAUAUUGUGAGAAAGUUGAUCGAUAUACUUGGGAGAGCUUCUAUUAUAAUCUUUGUUCUAGCCAUCACAAUAUUUGUCAGUGCUGUUUCACUAGGUGGAGUUGGCAUUGCAGCAAUGGUCAAAAAGAUUGAAAAUCACGAGUAUAUGGGAUUUGAUGAUCUCUGCAAGUAUAAUUCAUAGCCCACUUCGUUAACAUAUUUUGUUGUUCUUUUUAAGUUCCUAAUAAAAGAGCCAACAAAACCUAUGUCGUCAAAAUUGAAUUAUGGUAUGUUUGGAUUCAUUUGAAUGUGGAGCAAAACGUAUUUGUUUCUACUUAUUUGUUUUUAAAGUGAAACAUAAGUGUUGGGUAUUAUUCCAAACACUAACUUUCUUUGUUGA
Molecule: messenger RNA, 1977 nt
Organism: Vigna unguiculata (cowpea)
Lineage: Eukaryota; Viridiplantae; Streptophyta; Magnoliopsida; Fabales; Fabaceae
Product: sulfite exporter TauE/SafE family protein 3-like
Biological process (GO): protein ubiquitination
Cellular component (GO): membrane; Cul4A-RING E3 ubiquitin ligase complex
Source: RefSeq, a predicted model, not a curated record